UAGCAUCUGAGGGGGAGUCAGCCGCACGAUUGGCCGACAGGGGAGCGGGACUGGACCCUGGGGACUGACACCACACCCAUCUGAGUGUGUUUGUGUGAAUGUGUGUGUGUGUGUUGUACAGCACAUGCUUCCUCUUCAUCUUGUUGUUCCUCUUGGUGAAUGAGGAGCUGCCUGCAGAUUCUCAGAAGUGGUUGAUGUCAGCAUGGAAACCCGUUCACUGGCUCCGGAGGCUGUGCCCAAGAUACUGAUGCUGGACAUCAACUCAGACAAAGGAGAACUUGCGGCCUUGAUUGGAGGGAUUGUGGGUGCGGUGCUGCUCGCGCUCAUCUGUGUAAUGGCCGUGUUGAUGUGGUGCCUUUUCCGACAUAAAGGCUCAUACAGCACCAACGAGACGGACGACGAUGACGAUAUGGAUGACGACGACGAGGAGGUGUUUCAAACCAACGAACCUCUGACGGUUGAUGAAGAUGAAGAAAGUAGGAUAGAGACUUGAUGGGGAGCAGUCAGGGACAAAUUAGUUUUUGUAGCUCUUUUUUAUAGUUGUGAGAAAUGUAAGGUUUUAAUUUCUUCAAGCUGCAAGACGGAAAUUUGCACUUUGAUGCAACCAGAUGACAGAAAAAUGAAUGGUAUGGCAAAGCUGGAUUUAAUGUGUCUCGAUUUUAACGCUUUAAAAACAUAAAUCCAAUUAAUAUUUCCAUUUAUUUAAAUUAAUGAGACCAAAUGUAAAGAUUAACUGCAGCAUUUGUAUGACUAACAGCUCACUGAAGGUUGAUAAGAAUGUAUCCUGAAGUGCAAAGGAUCUUUAACCAGCGACUUUAAUUUUUCUUUUGCCUUUUUUAGUUAAAAUAAACUGGCAGGACUUUUAUUAUAUUUAUUGGAAUCCAAGGCUGCAUUCACUUACCUAACCAACAUUUUUAGUUUACGUUGGUUCUCAGUCCUCCAGAUAUUCAUCAGUGUGAGAUACUUUCAAUGUCUGCUUUGGCUGAUUAACUUUAAAAUGAACGUCCACACAGAACUCUUCAGAAAACCCCAUUCACCACAGAGUUGCAUGUUAAAACCUCCACCCGCCACCAGAUGCUGCUGGUUUUCUCAAACGUGAUAAAGCAAGACUCUUCAGUGCCGGUGUUUUUUUCCACCCUGGUCAUAUUUGUGAUCAUAUUUUAAGCUCUUAACUAACUGCAGACUUGAUGCUGACUAAGAUACAACUGUCAUGAAUCAUAUCCAGGAAAUUAUCCAUACCAAGAAAUGUGUAAACGUUUAGACCAGAGAGUUGAUGGUAAUCUGCUUUUUUUACUUAUUUUUACAAACAGAGAAUGUUUUUAUUUUAAUAAUGGAUAGACUUAGACAUUUUUAACUGCUUACAUAUAGCUAUUAAAAUACCCUGUGCACUUAGUUACAUUUUUAUAAUAAUAAAGUUCACACGUUUUUGAUAAAUUGUAUUUCUUGCCUGUUUGAUUUAUAAAAUGUUGCAGCUCUGCCAUCUAGUGGUUAAAAUACAGUACUGCACACUUGAUUUUCAGCUCUCAAUAUUUAUUGCUGCACCUGACAGAGUCCUUCAAGCAUUUACUCUUUUAUACAAUAUAUUUAGAGUGUUUCUAAUGGUUAAUGAUGUGAAAUAGCUUAAAUUGUUCAACUUCAAGCGUUACAUCUUAUUAAAGAUAUUUCAUGGGACAGGUCAAAAGACAACAUUAAAGAAAAGUCCUGUUCUUCUUUGAUAUAUUAAGAGAUUUAAAUGCAGCAACAACAUUUAAAAGGUGUCAAUUUCCAACAAAUUGGAAGAUCACAACACAACUAAAUCUUCUUCUUUCGUCAAACAUAAUAAAAACUGAGCUAAAGUCCAACACUUCUGCCUGCACCUCAUCUGUGAGUGUGAACCAAACCACUAUAUAUACCCACCCACCAAACAUGUACGCAGCUUCCUAUUGGAUAAUUGCAUCUGUCAGUCAUCAAGCUCCCUCCUGUCACCUGUGGCUCCACCUGCCUUCACUUUGGCAGUAAUCAGUAUCAUGUUGUGGUUCCUCUCAUUGUCAAACAGGAGCUUUAAGUUACUUUAAUUACAUUUUAUUUUAUUGUUUUUAAAUGCAUCCUCUAUGAAUCUCCUCUUUGUUCAGUACAAAAUAAAGCAGGAACUAAUAACCUAAACGAUAUAAAUAUAAAAACAAAAUGCAAGGAUGACAGCAAAGCUUGUGUCUGUUUUUAAAAACAACAGGAAGCCCAACAAAAGAUCCAUGUAGAAAUCAAAUAGUUCACAAAAGGUUUCAAAUAGUUGGAACACAGAAGUCCUAAAAAAAGCCUCUUCCUCCAAAUCAUAUCAAAAGUCUUUAAAAGAUGAUCCUGCCACAGAGACCAGCUGCAGCCAUGGAGGGGAAAUAACUGACACUGGUUAUUCCUAGUUGUUUAUUUAGUAGUGCAUUUUGUUUGUAAAUUCGUAUCUAUUUAAAUCUAUUCUUGGUACAGCCUCCAUGAUUCAGAAGGUAGACAAUCCUGGAUAUUGGUUUUAAAUUGUUUUUGUUUUUUUCUGGGAGAGGAAGCAAAUAUACUGAGAACGGUCUGCAGACCUGGUAAACACCUUUUUUAAUUUAAAAGCUGCAAACACGGGGUUUCUUCAAAAACAUAGACGGUGGAAAUAUUAUUUGUGAAUCCUCAAAGUGUGAAAAUGAAGUUAAAAUAUAUAACGUAAAUAUGUAGUAAUUAAAAAGCAGAAGUCUCUGUGCACAAUAUAUCCAUUGUGUCGUCUCAAAUGAACGUUAUGAACAUUAUGCUCUGACGUCUUUCUCACAUCUCUCCCUCCGGAUGUAGAACCAGUUAAAUAUCAGACACAAUGAUGACAGUCAAUUUAACCAACUCCCACUAAACAACGGAGCAACACUUAACAUCUCUGCCUCCACAACCACCUUUAAGAAAGUGUGUAGAAAGUGACAGGCUACUAGAAUGGGUGGGAGUUGAGCUCUCCACAUGUGAGGUCGAGAGAGAGAGAGAGAGAGAGACAGAGCUGUGUGGAGUCUCUACUACAUUUGCUCCUUCGUGGUUGUAGAAGUCAGGAAGGUGACGGCAGAUACAGAAAUGUACGGGUUCAUCAACAGCUGCCUCCAGUCCCUGGUGAUGGAGAGAUUCGGCCAAGAGACGUGGGACAAACUGAGCUCUCUACCCGGGGUCCAGGAAACCUUCAUGACGUACACGGUUUAUGAUGAUAUACUGACGCUGAGCCUGGUGGGGGAGGCCUGCUCACUGCUGGGUGUCUCCGCGGACGUGUUCCUGAAGCUCUUUGGAGAACACUUCUUUGUCUUCUGUAAGAAAGCGGGAUACGACACCAUGCUCAGGACGCUGGGGGGAAAUCUGUUUGAUUUCAUCCAAAAUCUGGAUUCUCUCCACAGCUACCUGGCUCUGUCAUAUCGGGAAAUGAAUGCACCAUCUUUCCGAGUGGAGAUGACAGAUGACGGGAAUAUGCUGCUUCACUAUUACUCGGACAGGAAGGGUCUGCACCAUAUUGUGCCUGGCAUCAUGGAGGCGGUUGGCAGAGACCUCUUCGACAGCAUAGUGACCAUGGAGGUUCUGAACCAAUCGGUCGAAGACGAGCGGACGGGGAAGAGGGAGCACGUCGUGUUCCUGGUCAAACAGACCAGCGGAGCCUGCAAGAGCACAGUCCAGGUCCUCUGCAGUCAUAGAGAGGCGAGUUUUUUCAAACGAAUGAGGGACAGAUAUGUGUCACUGGCCGGGAAGAGGGGCAGCUGGGACCUGAUCAGAGCAUUGGCUCUCUCAGGAAAAGGCAGCCACCAGAGCACCUUCAGUCCAUGUUACCCAGACAAGCUGUGGAUGGAAGAAAAAUCGUUCUGUAAUGCUUUUCCCUUUCAUAUCGUCUUUGACAAAGAUCUGAAGAUAAGGCAGACUGGCGUGAACAUACAGAAGUUUGUUCCGGGUCUUCAGGGCAGAGAUGCUACACUGGACCAAUAUUUCAUCAUUGUACACCCACAGGUUACCAUCACCAUUGAGAGCAUCAGGAAGUUCAUCAACAGUCAGUUUGUCUUGAAGAGCUGCAAAGACACAAACUCCAGCCUCCAGCUAAGAGGUCAGAUGUUGUGGAUGGAUUCCCUCGGCUGUAUGCUGUACAUGUGUUCUCCGAAGCUGAGGAGCCUCCAGGAACUUCAAGAUGUUGGCCUGCACCUGGCGGACCUGGCCCAGCACGACGUCACCAGAGACCUGGUUCUUCUCAACCAGCAACGUCUGGCUGAGAUGGAGCUGACCAACCAGCUGGAGAGGAAAAAGGAGGAACUAAGAAUCCUGUCUCGGCACCUUGAGGCUGAGAAGGAGAAGACGGAGACUCUGUUGUAUGCCAUGCUUCCACGUCAUGUAGCCAAUCAGCUCAAAGAUGGCAAGAGCGUGGAGGCGGGGGAGUUUGAGGUGUGCACUAUUCUAUUCAGCGACGUGGUGACCUUCACAAACAUCUGCGCUGCCUGUGAGCCCAUCCAUAUCGUUCACAUGCUCAACUCCAUGUACUCCAGGUUCGACCGCCUCACCAGUGUACACGACGUCUACAAGGUUGAAACUAUUGGUGAUGCCUACAUGGUGGUGGGUGGCGUUCCAGUCCCGACAGACACCCACGCUCGCAGAGUGGCCAACUUUGCUUUGGGUAUGAGGAUAGCGGCCAGAGAGGUCACCAACCCUGUUACCGGCAAAUCCAUUCAGAUCCGGGUGGGCCUGCACACCGGCCCGGUGUUAGCCGGCGUGGUGGGGGAGAAGAUGCCUCGCUACUGCCUGUUUGGAGACACUGUUAACACGGCCUCCAGGAUGGAGAGCCAUGGACUACCGGACCACAUUCACCUCAGCCCUUCCACAUACAGUGAGCUCAGAGAUACCGGGUUCAACAUACAACAGCGCGGGCAGAUCGAGGUGAAGGGUAAAGGCCUGAUGACCACCUACUUCCUGCUGGGGAACCUGUCGGCUUCCGAAGACGACAUCAUGGGAAGGGAGGCCGGGAAGACGUGUCUCUACAAGGACGUCCUUCACGGCCAGAGUGAAAAAGACCCUGACAAGGACCCUGAUUCAAGAGCCGACACGCCCCCUGAUGGAACCAGUGGCCCACCCGCUGUCACCCCCUUCGCCUGGGACAUCAGCCCCCCAUAUGCCACCGACGAGAGCAGCAUCCACACACCGGAAAACCACUUCAACAGCAGACUCUGUGUUUUAUUCUGACUGAGGAUCCCUGAAGUUUGACCUUUACAGAUUCUGUCUUUACAAAUCCCUUCUUGAAAUAUUUAUUGUAUGAAAGCUUUUACUAAAGUGUGACACUGACAAAUCCUAUUUUUGUAUUGAUGUCAUAUUUCAUGGUUCAAUUUUCUCUGCCCAUGUACCAUUGGGUCACUGCAACCCCACCAAGGAGGUUACGUUUUCACCCCUUCAGCAUUGUUAUGUGUAACAAAUAUAUUUUAAUAUUAUUUGUGUUAUAUAACUGCAGAUAUACAUAGGCUAAAUUCCUCAUGCAAUUAAUAAUCUACGAAGACAGAUAAACAGGCAUUUGAGUAUCUGGAUUACAGUUGCCUGUGUUGAUGUAUUUGGAGAUAACGUUUCAUUGUUGUUGUUUUUUUUCUUGUAAUAAUUAG
Messenger RNA from Pleuronectes platessa (European plaice), 5597 nucleotides. It is a transcript of the gene gucy1b2, whose product is annotated as guanylate cyclase 1, soluble, beta 2. The transcript has 20 exons. The record is from RefSeq and is a predicted model, not a curated record. Gene Ontology annotation, molecular function: heme binding; guanylate cyclase activity. Lineage: Eukaryota; Metazoa; Chordata; Actinopteri; Pleuronectiformes; Pleuronectidae. Gene Ontology annotation, cellular component: guanylate cyclase complex, soluble. The coding region runs from base 3064 to 5190 and encodes 708 amino acids. Gene Ontology annotation, biological process: cGMP biosynthetic process; response to oxygen levels.